AUGGCCGAGCCCAACAACAACAUCCUCGGUCUCCGUGCCCAGAUCAUUGACAACUCAAACUUCCUCUUUGCCAACAGAUCACUCUCCGUCAUCACGCUCCUAUCUUCAACCGGUGAUACGUGGUCAGCGAGAGCCAUGGAUGGUACCGAUAUGAUCGCUGGUGGAGAGUUCUGCCGUACCCCUGAGCUCGCCUUACAGUCUUUGUUAGACGAGACAAGCAAGAUGAUCUGGAUCAAGGUGAUGCCGAUGUAUGAGCCUUAUUGA
Messenger RNA from Aureobasidium melanogenum CBS 110374, 264 nucleotides. RefSeq lists its product as uncharacterized. Bases 1 to 264 code for a protein of 87 amino acids. The record is from RefSeq and is a predicted model, not a curated record. The transcript is spliced from 2 exons. NCBI's taxonomy places the organism in Eukaryota, Fungi, Ascomycota, Dothideomycetes, Dothideales, Saccotheciaceae.